Equus caballus (horse) is the source of this 659-nucleotide messenger RNA. It is a transcript of the gene PTGDS, whose product is annotated as prostaglandin D2 synthase. NCBI's taxonomy places the organism in Eukaryota, Metazoa, Chordata, Mammalia, Perissodactyla, Equidae. The record is from RefSeq and is marked provisional. Gene Ontology annotation, molecular function: small molecule binding.
CCAGACGCCUGCUCAGAUCCUGCAGAAUGGCUGCUUCACACACGCUGUGGAUGGGGUUGGUCCUGCUGGGGGUCCUGGGGGUCCUGCAGACCCGAGCCCAGGCCCAGCCCUCCCUGCAGCCCAACUUCCAACAGGACAAGUUCCUGGGCCGCUGGUUCACCUCGGGCCUGGCCUCCAACUCGAGCUGGUUCCGGGAGAAGAAGAAGGUGCUGUCCAUGUGCACGUCGGUGGUGGCCCCGACCGCAGACGGCGGCUUCAACCUCACCUCCACCUUCCUCAGGAAAGACCAGUGUGAGACCCGGACCCUGCUGCUGCAGCCGGCCGGACCCCCAGGCUGCUAUAGCUACACGAGUCCCCACUGGGGCAUGGUCCAUGAGGUGUCAGUGGUAGAGACGGACUAUGAGGAGUACGCUCUGCUCUACACCCACGCCGAGAGCACCAAAGGCCUGGGCGGCCAGGACUUCCGCAUGGCCACCCUCUACAGCCGUGUGCAGAGCCCGAGGCCUGAGGUGAAGGAGAAAUUCAGCACCUUCGCCAAAGCCCAGGGCUUCACAGAGGAUGCCAUUGUCUUCUUGCCACAGACCGAUAAGUGCAUGGAGGAGCACAAUUAGGUCACCUCAACCCUCAGGACCUGGCUGUCUUGCCCUGCUCUGCUCUUU